This is a messenger RNA of Lates calcarifer (barramundi perch), 3322 nucleotides long. It is a transcript of the gene ppp1r3f, whose product is annotated as protein phosphatase 1 regulatory subunit 3A. Lineage: Eukaryota; Metazoa; Chordata; Actinopteri; Centropomidae. Gene Ontology annotation, molecular function: glycogen binding; protein phosphatase 1 binding. Gene Ontology annotation, biological process: regulation of glycogen biosynthetic process. Gene Ontology annotation, cellular component: protein phosphatase type 1 complex. Bases 407 to 2359 code for a protein of 650 amino acids. The transcript is spliced from 4 exons. The record is from RefSeq and is a predicted model, not a curated record.
AAACGGAACCAGGAGGGGAGUCGCAGGAUUAUACCAACUUAACUUAGACAAAUUUGGGGCAUGGAGAUCCCGGUAGGUCAGUGCUAAAAUUAGAGGCUGCUCCUUCCGCGACAGCAGCCAAAGUGCGAUGCAUAAAGUCAUGUAAACCAGGGGGAUACACUAUCACAAGGGCUGGCAGUAAAGGCAAGUUUUCCAUGGGUGACAUUUAACGCCGCACGCUGACUGAGGAGGCUGUGUGCGUAACGCAGGGACAGCGCUGGAUCUACACUGGCCGCUGCUGCGCAAACCAUGAGUAUUUGGUAGUGUGUGUGUGUUGGGGUUUUUUUUUAAAUUAUUUUAUUUUAUUUUUGGAGACGCCAUAUGUACUCUCAGCGCGCAGCUUCUCUGAGUGUGCACUUCUGCAAAAAUGUCUUUUUUAUCCAUACCGAGUCAAGAGGGGCUUUUCACCACGAUUAAAUCGGGCAGAUCAGCCGAGCAGGCAGAGAGCAGGUCCCCCAUGUGCGACGCGGAUAACAAUGAUGAUGAUGAUGAUGAAGAUGAUGACACCGAGGACGUCCACCUCAUCCCAAGAUGCUCCCCGGUUCCCCGAAAGCGAGGCGCGUCCAUCUACGACGAGACUGCUGAGUAUAUGCGGAUCCACUUGGCGCUGUCUGCCGGAAAGAGAGUGUCAUUUGCUGAUACAACAGGUGGGGAUCUGGUGGAUGUGAAGGAAUUUGUCGCGUUUGAUUCGGACGAGGAAGAGGACAGCGCAAGGUGGGAAGAAGAGGAGGCAAAGUACCGUAAGCCCGAGCGAGUGCCGACCUAUAAGGUGCAGCCAGAGUUUCACGCACCUGCCGUCAGUGCCCUGCUGCAGGCUGUGCACAAGAACAAAGUGGAGGUUGAGCAGAUGUCUCCAGUAGAGAAUGAGCCACUUGCCUUCAGUGGUUUAAUACGAGUCCUGAACAUCUCCUUCCAUAAAGCAGUUUAUAUCAGAUCGACCAUGGACAACUGGGCUACUUACUUUGAUCACCCAGCAGAGUAUGUCCAUGGAUCUCAUGAUGGGGACACUGAUCAGUUCUCCUUCAAGCUAUCCUUCGCACCACCUUACAUCACACAUGGUUCUCGCAUCGAGUUUGUCGUUCGCUAUGAAACAUCUGAUGGUGAUUUCUGGGCUAAUAACUCCACUAUGAAUUAUGUGGUAACUCUGCUCCUGUCCUAUGAAGACGAUUCAGCUCAAACAGACAAAGACAUACAACAAUUAAGAAGUAUCCUGAGACCUCCAAAAGCUUACAGUAUGAAUGAUGAUUUAGAUUCAGAGGAUGAGCAAGAAAAGGAAGAAGCAAAAGAAGCAGGGACCUCCAAGUCAGGACUUGUCAGACCUACAGCUGUCUGCCCUGUCAUUGUGCAGCCGGAGAUUGACAUAGAGAUUGCAGUUCACCCAUCUGGUCCCUCGGUCCCACCCAACCAAGAGUUUCCAUCUGCUGAUGGCACACUGUCCGCUCACAUUGUAUCCCCAGGUGAACGAUUCCCUUGUACGUCUUCCGAAACCACGCUUCAAACUAAUUCAUCCUUUGUACUCUGUGCCAGCGAAUCAGUCCAGCCAAAUAAGUCACAGCCUUUACCCAGACUCCACUGUGAAUUAGGAAACCAAACGUCAGAGAAGCCCACAGACAGUAGUCCCUCUGCACUGCUGCCUUCUCUACAUCAAGAGUCGAGGCUGAGAUCAGACAGUUCCCAGGCUGGCGGAGAGGAAAUCCCUCCUUCAGAGGCCUCUUGCAUGCAUCUUCCUACCACAGAGACAAAUCUGCAGCCAACAGAAGAGGACAAAUCAACAGAAAACCGAGCUGGUCGUCCUUGUCUUGAACUGUCUGCCGUGUGCGUCUCUGCUCCCAGCGUGACUCAGGGCUUUGAGCGAGAGGUUGCACUGGGAUCGAGUGAACUUGUUGCAGGAUUAUCAGAAGGUUUCACCGGGUCUGCAGCAGCACAAUGUGAAGGCAGUACGCCCACGCUCCUGUCUCCUGUGGCAGAGAGUCUAGCAUCUCUGGGAGCAGAAGGUGAAGCUCCACCAUCACCUGAACUCACAGAGAAUGCCUCAGUGAGUACAGGUGUCACUGAGGCGAGCCAAAACUUCUCAGCUUCUCAGUCUGUCUCGGCCUGGGAAGAGAAGGAAGAUGCUUCCCAGAUUUCCCCUGACACAUUAUUAGAGAAUCUAUCAAACACAUUGUCAGAAGCUUCUGAGCCCCAGUCUGAGCAUGAUGUAAACCGGAAUCUGAUGCCAUCCGUCAUCUUUCUGAGCGGAGUUGUCUCCCUCUCGAUAGUGAUGCAGGAACCCAGUGCCCUUUUCUUCAUUGGACUGCUUCUGGUCUUGCACCAUUUGUGAUUAUGCCACAAAAGUUCCCUCUAAAUCGUCCUCAAGUUAAGUGCCUUUUCAUGAUUCCAAAAGAAGCCAUCAAGUUCAAGUUGUGUAUCACUGUGUGAGUUUUUAGAUUAAUAUAUAUUUUCAUCAAAAGAAAGACAUACUGGGUACAAUGUAUGAGUAUCUUCAUGUCCAAGUCCAUAUCUUGGAGACAGUUAUUAUAAAAAUAUUGGUGAUAUUUUCAUGCAGUCUGUCAAAGUGUAGAGUAAUAGAAAAGUUAUUACCCCAUCUUUACAACAUCGUUGUGAUCACUCUGAUAUAAAAUUGCAGUAUAUUAUCACAGUGUUCUGUAAUUACUUUUUUUGUGUCAUGUGGAGAUGUGUGUAUGUGGUGUUAUAUUCUGAUUUAUUCAAUCAGCACUAUAAUGCACUUGUGUUUUUUUUUUUUUUUUUUUUGUGAUUGUUGUUGUCAGUGUGUAGUUAAGGUUGUUGUCUAGCCACACUGCCAUGAAUUUAACUUUUGAGAAUUCCAUUUGUUAUUAUGUCUUUAAUGAAGGACAAAAACAAAAAAACAUUACCACAGCUGGACACUGAAGAGACUUAUAAAUGGAAUUUUGUUUACAAAAUGCAAAAGCAAAACCUAGAGUAUUUUGCCUUAAUGCUUAACAAACAAAAACCUGAUGACCUUUAGUAAACAUCAGAUUGAAAGUGAUGCUGCCCGAGAGACAAAACAAGUGGAAAAUUGUCCAGUGUGACAUGUGAAAAUGAUAUCUUAUAUCUAAUCAUUAGAGAACAGCCUCCUCAUUAUUGCAUAUUUCAUUUGAUAAUCCUUCCUGUUGAUUCUCGCAACUGUUGUUGCUGCAUAAUAUAAAAUUUUAUAGCACAAUUUUGACAACCUCACAGACAGACUGAGGCACUGUAUGACAUGUUUGAAGUGAUGAAAGUUUUUUGCAGUGUAUUGCCAUUAAACAUGGUCUUACACCCUGUA